Molecule: messenger RNA, 438 nt
Organism: Aspergillus mulundensis
Lineage: Eukaryota; Fungi; Ascomycota; Eurotiomycetes; Eurotiales; Aspergillaceae
Exons: 1
Coding region: 1-438 (145 amino acids)
Source: RefSeq, a predicted model, not a curated record
AUGUGCGAUUUGCCGGACCUUUCUUCACUGAAAUCCAGUGUUCGCGCCUCGCCAGCUUCCCGCCGAGCCUACCGAGCAGCACGAUAUGUGAUCCUACAGAAUAUCCUCCACAAUUAUUACGGCGGACUAGUGAUCCUGUCAGAUGCGAUUGCUGCUGUUCGAUCAAGAGGCCUUUCCAUGGAAGACGAUGAAACCAAAGAAGCAGCUAUUGAUCUCUUGGAUAGUCGUCGACAGUUCCAAUUCGUCAGACCGAGAGAUGUGGAUGAGAUCAUCGAGUUACUUCGCUUGCACGAGCUCGCGAACUGGUUCAUCGAGGGCUUGAAGAAGACGAUGGGUUGCGCGAUAGGGAUGCCAGAACGCGAGUGGUCGCCGUUUUUACCCAUACAGGUGUCGGGAGAGGAAAGGAGGCGCUUCUACAGAGGAUUCUAUCGCCUGUAA